CCCCAAGGACCCAGUCGAGCUUCAGAGACCAAAACAAGCUUAGCAAUCCUAGCUAGCAGCUGCUCCAUACACGCCCUCUCCACAGGAGGAGGAGAAAAUCAAUGGCUGCUCGAGUUGCAUUCCGAAUUGCGGCAUUCGCCGUGCUGCCAGUCCUGUCCCUGCUCCUUGUAAGCCCCAUUUCCUGCUACGGGAAUCCGAGGUCGUCCAUGUCUCUUCGGAACUACACCACCACCAGCCGGUACGCCACCUCGGUGCCGGCCAAAGCCGCCGGCGGGUGGUCCUCGGGCGGCGCGACGUGGUACGGCAGCCCUUACGGCGCCGGCAGCGACGGCGGGGCGUGCGGUUAUCAAGGUAGCGUCAGCCAGCGGCCGUUCUCGUCGUUGAUAGCCGCCGGCGGCCCUUCCCUUUUCAAGAACGGCAAAGGCUGCGGCGGAUGCUAUCAGAUCAAGUGCACCGGCAACAGAGCCUGCUCCGGCCGGCCAGUGACCGUCACCAUCACCGACUCCUGCCCCGGCGGGCUGUGCCUCGCCGGGCCGGCGCACUUCGACAUGAGCGGCACGGCCUUUGGCGCCAUGGCCAGCCGUGGCAUGGGCGAUCGCCUACGCGCCGCCGGAAUCCUCAAGAUCCAAUACAAGAGGGUGCCGUGCAACUACAAUGGCAUGGGAAUCUCCUUCAAGGUUGACGCGGGCUCCAACCCAUUCUACCUCGCCGUGCUGAUCCAGUACGAGAACGGCGACGGUGACCUCGCCGCUGUGCACAUCAUGCAGCAGGGCGGUGGCGCCUGGACGCCGAUGCAGCACUCGUGGGGCGCGAUGUGGCGCGCCAACUCCAUCACGGGCAAGCCUCUGCGCGCCCCCUUCUCGGUCCGGCUCACCUCGGGCGCCGGCAAGGUGCUCGUCGUCAGGAACGCCAUACCCGCCGGUUGGCGCGCCGGUAGGACCUACCGGUCCAAGGUGAACUACGGCACCUAAGGCAUUAGUGCAGAGUGAUUGUUUUUUUUUUCGGAAUGCAGAGUGAUUAGGUUAAUGAUGUUCCGGUCUGUGAGCUCUUGCCUUGCCAAUUGUCAAAAGCAACUGUUCAUGUGGAUCGGAAAAUGCGAGAGACGAUGGUGUAAAAUUUCUUCCCAUGUUCCCUGCACGGCCAUUUGCACUUGAGUCAUGAGUGUCGUUUUGUCCAUCUCUAAAGCAGAGACUGUAACCUUGGAAUCAGAAUGCUGUUUAGUGAUACCAAGACAUUAAUUUUCAAACCAA
Molecule: messenger RNA, 1250 nt
Organism: Setaria italica (foxtail millet)
Lineage: Eukaryota; Viridiplantae; Streptophyta; Magnoliopsida; Poales; Poaceae
Product: expansin-B5
Exons: 4
Coding region: 102-971 (289 amino acids)
Biological process (GO): sexual reproduction
Cellular component (GO): extracellular region
Source: RefSeq, a predicted model, not a curated record